GACGUUCGAGGCGGAGACGUGGUACGGCACGAUCUCACGGCGGAUCGAAAAACGUUUGCCGCCGGACCCCGUCCAUGCAUUUUUCCGCGCGCGCACCGUCGUCGUCGUCGUCCGGACGAACGUGUUCGCGUUUUCGCACGUUUUCCGAUCGGUUCGCGGCGACCGUCGAUCCGGCGCGGGGAGCUAUCGCUUGUAUCAAUAUCGCGUUAUCCGUUAUCGGCGCGGACGGAACAAAGAACGGUUAGGUUUAUAGAUAAUCCUUUUAUCUAUUAUCAAUGAACCUUGAUCAGCGCGUGCCGACAUCGACACGACGUUGAUAACGGUAACAACAACAACAACAACGACAACAACGACGACGACAAUCCCGUCGGAACGCUCGUGCGUCCGUUCGCUGCCAACCGAUAAGAAAAGGUCGUGUUCCGAAAACUCGCUCGUCCACGCUCAACCGACGACGAGGACAAACGAACGCGCCAAUUAGCCGUCGUCGGCCGUCGGUUGUUCCGCCGCUCGUUUCCCGUGUGACCCCGUCACGUCGGAAGCGCCGACACCGUCCCAUGACGAACACUUCGCCACCGCCGGACAAUGACCGAGGCCGUCGUCGCCGUCUGAAGUGAACGCCUGUGCGGUAAAGACCGUCGGCGAAGUUUUAUCGCGAACAAACCCGCGCAUGAGUGCCGCGACAUGGCCGACGACGAUUGCGCCGACGGAAACCCGGGCGCCGCCGCAGCCGCCGCCGUUGACAAGCCCAGGGAAGCGCUGUCCGAUUGGAUACGUUGCGUGUGCGUGGUCACGUUCGACCUGGAAUUCGGCCAGGCCAUGGAACUCGUGUACCCGGACAACGUCAAGCUGUCCGAAGAGGACAAGACCAACCUGUGCUACCUCGCGUUCCCCGACUCCAAUUCCGGUUGCAUGGGCGACACGCAGUUCCACGUCAAGAUCAAGUGCGCGCAACCGUCGAUUCUCAGCCAGCGCCAUGUCAACUACAAUGCCAAGUGCCCGGUAUUCCUACAGGCCGACCACCGUUGUUUGUACGGGUUCGUUUACUUUCGCCAAAUCAAAGAUCUGUCUCUUCCGCGGGGUUACUUUCAAAAAAGUGUUAUUAUACUAUCUCAUUUGCCAUUCAUAAGCUUGUUUUCUGAAGUUUGUGGAACAAUAGCGCCUGAAUAUUUCAAACAUGGAAUUACUGGAAUUGAAGUUGCGUGGCAUGAUAUUCAACAGUGGCCAGAUUUAUAUCCAGGAGAAACAGUUAGUUUGCCAUUAUUGGGAAUUGUUCUUCAAGCUCAAUUGAUAUGUGAUAAUAACAAAAUAUGCAGUUCAUCAAACUCAAUGGUACCUGAUUAUCAGUUGCCAGUAGUUGUAUCAUCAUUAUAUGAACUAAAUACAUUCGGUUGUUUUUCAUCAAUCGUAUCACAAAUACAUCUUCUUUGGGAAUUAGUUUUAACAACUGAACCUAUUGUUGUAAUGGCUUCUUCGCCUACCUAUUGUUCACAGGUGGUUCAAGCAUUAGUGAGUUUAAUAGUGCCAUUGGCAUAUUAUGGAGAUUAUCGACCAUAUUUUACAAUACAUGAUAAUGAGUUCAAGGAGUAUAUGAGUAAGACUCUUAAUCCGCCACCUAUAAUACUUGGUGUAACAAAUCCUUAUUUUUCAAAAACAUUACAACAUUGGCCUCAUAUUGUUAGAGUUACUGAUACUCUUAAAAAAGACGCUCCGAAUAAAAGUAAACUAAGAAAAGGAUCAAAUCUAAAAAUUUUAGAUGCUAAACCUGGAGUGUAUACUGAGUAUAAACCAUACUUGUAUAAAGACAAAUCUAUUGUAAAGAAGCUACUUAGGGGGAUGCAAAAUAAACGUCCAGAAGAGGUGCAAUCGGCAUUAUUACGACGCCACUUUUUAGAACUCACACAGAGUUUCAUGAUACCACUUGAGCGGUAUAUGUCAUCGCUAAUGCCCUUACAAAGAAAUAUUUCUCCUUUUAAGGCGGCUCCUAAACCAUGGCCUUUUAAUCCAGAUAAUUUUUUAGCCAGUUUAGAAUAUGCUGGACCUCAAUUAACGUGUGGUAUAAAAGGAGACUGGAAAGGGCUUUAUAAGCAAUUUUUUAGAUCUCCAAAUUUCAAUGGUUGGUACAAUGUUCGUUACAAAGGAAUGAUGAUGAAACUACAAGUGUUGCAAAUCGAAGCUCUCUCUAGUGUGGAUAUUAACAAUUGGCUUGAAGGAAAACAAGAAGUAGAAAUUGUUGAUAUGAUACUAAAAAUUCGUCAGAAAUUGGACGAAUGUGAAAACAAAGGAUAUCCAUUAAAUAAAAAAAUCAAAGAUCAAUUAAAAUUGAAAAUGGAUGAUAUUAUUUGUUCAUUACCAGAUGAUUUAAAAAAUGUCUUGUCAAAUAAAAACUCAUCUAGCAGAUGAUAUACUACCAUUCAACAAAAAAGGUGGCUAGUAAUAUGUAAUCAUUUAAAAAAUAUCAACACCACUUCUAUAUUAAUUGUAAUUAUGUUUAUUCUUAUGUACAUCAGUUAUCUGUUGAAACAUUUAUAUCAUCCAUAGAAAUAUAUAUAUAUUAUAUGUUAGCGUUAAUACAUUAUUAUAAUCAUUCAGGAGUUGUUUGAUCUGUUAUU
Molecule: messenger RNA, 2609 nt
Organism: Sipha flava (yellow sugarcane aphid)
Lineage: Eukaryota; Metazoa; Arthropoda; Insecta; Hemiptera; Aphididae
Product: protein DENND6B
Exons: 8
Coding region: 682-2400 (572 amino acids)
Cellular component (GO): recycling endosome
Molecular function (GO): guanyl-nucleotide exchange factor activity
Source: RefSeq, a predicted model, not a curated record